GCCGGGGCCGCGGCUGUGGCCCCGCAGAGCGGCCGAUGCCGGGCCCGGGGAACACCCCGGUGACCGCGGGCCUGUCGGUGAGGGCCGGGGGUCCUGGUGCCCGGCAGGUUCUGGCCUCUCCAGCUCUGUGCUGCAGAGAUGUUUUUUGCUUCACGAAGCUUCUGUUGCCGUGGCACUAGAACAUGCCAGCUACGAACAGAUUUGCUUUCCAGAUCCAUCAAACAUUCAGCCUCUGCAACAAUGGCCUUCAGACACAAAAACACAAGACGAAUUGAAGGCCUUGAUAGCAAUGUGUGGGUUGAAUUUACAAAAGUGGCAGCAGAUCCCUCUAUUGUUAAUCUCGGUCAAGGCCUUCCUGACAUAUCCCCUCCCAGCUAUGUGAAAGAGGAGCUGGCAAAGGCAGCAGCAGUUGACAGAUUGAACCAGUACACACGAGGCUUUGGACAUCCAUCGCUGGUGAAAGCCUUGUCUCAAGUGUACGAGAGAGUUUGUGGAAGAAAGAUUGAUCCUCUCACAGAUAUCCUGGUGACCGUGGGAGCUUAUGGAUCUCUCUUUAGUACAAUACAGGCAUUAAUAGAAGAGGGAGAUGAAGUAAUAAUAAUAGAGCCAUUUUAUGACUGUUAUGAGCCAAUGGUAAGGAUGGCGGGUGCAAAGCCUGUUUUUAUCCCACUGAGAUGUAAAAAUAAUGGAAACUCUGCAUCUAGUGCUGAUUGGGUCUUGGAUCCUGCUGAACUUGCAAAUAAAUUUAAUUCCAAAACAAAAGCAAUUAUUCUGAAUACCCCACACAACCCUAUAGGCAAGGUGUUUACCCAGGAAGAACUUCAAGUAAUAGCUGAUCUGUGUAUUAAACAUGAUACCCUGUGCAUCAGCGAUGAGGUGUAUGAAUGGCUGGUGUAUAAAGGGAAUAAACACAUUAAAAUAGCUACCUUGCCAGGGAUGUGGGAAAGAACAGUAACUAUAGGAAGUGCUGGGAAAACUUACAGUGUAACUGGCUGGAAGCUUGGUUGGUCCAUUGGCCCUGAAAACCUGAUAAGGCAUUUGCAAGUUGUUCACCAAAAUACACUGUAUACUUGCCCAACUCCAUUACAGGAGGCUUUGGCACAAGCAUUUUGGAUAGACUAUAAGCGCAUGGAUGACCCAGACUGCUAUUUUUACUCCCUGUCUCGAGAGCUGGAAAGCAAGCGUGAUCGGAUGGCUCGACUGCUUAGAGAAGCUGGACUAAAGCCUGUCAUUCCAGAUGGAGGAUACUUUAUGAUUGUUGAUGUUUCCACAUUAAAUGUGGAUCUCUCUGGUGUAGAUGAGAAACAACCUUAUGAUUAUAAAUUUGUUAGAUGGAUGAUAGCAUCUAAGAAGCUGUCAGCAAUUCCUCUUUCAGCAUUCUGUGGUCCUGAAACAAAGAAACAGUUUGAAAAAUAUAUACGUUUUUGCUUCAUUAAGAAAGACAGCACACUAGAUGCAGCUGAAGUGAUUCUGAAGAACUGGAAUAAGCAGACAGGCUGAUUUUUCUUAUUAACUCUUCCAUAUGGUAUAAUUAUCUAGUAGGGGAGUUUUAUUGGAAAUUUAAGAACAAAUUACUUAAUACAGUACAGAAUUAAUAUGACACUGGAAAUAACUUUUUGCUGCCACCUGCUGAGGAAUUAAAACAAUGAUUUACCUAAAA
Pseudopipra pipra is the source of this 1660-nucleotide messenger RNA. It is a transcript of the gene KYAT3, whose product is annotated as kynurenine aminotransferase 3. The coding region runs from base 139 to 1500 and encodes 453 amino acids. Gene Ontology annotation, molecular function: pyridoxal phosphate binding; L-kynurenine:2-oxoglutarate transaminase activity. The record is from RefSeq and is a predicted model, not a curated record. Gene Ontology annotation, biological process: biosynthetic process. The transcript is spliced from 14 exons. NCBI's taxonomy places the organism in Eukaryota, Metazoa, Chordata, Aves, Passeriformes, Pipridae. Gene Ontology annotation, cellular component: mitochondrion; cytoplasm.